Molecule: messenger RNA, 3566 nt
Organism: Arvicanthis niloticus (Nile rat)
Lineage: Eukaryota; Metazoa; Chordata; Mammalia; Rodentia; Muridae
Gene: Pitpna
Product: phosphatidylinositol transfer protein alpha
Biological process (GO): phospholipid transport
Cellular component (GO): cytoplasm
Molecular function (GO): phosphatidylinositol transfer activity; phosphatidylcholine intramembrane carrier activity; phosphatidylinositol binding
Source: RefSeq, a predicted model, not a curated record
GCCCCGCCCCCGCGUGGCGCUGCGGAACCGGAGCUCCGGGCGGCGUCGGCAGAGGCGCGGGAGGUGGCGAGGCCAGGGCAGGGCGGCAGAAGCCCGCGCGGCGACCGCAGCGAGAGCAGCGGGGACAGAGCAGACCACGACGAAGGCGCACAGGCAGCGGGGCCGGGCCGGGCCAUCGGGAGAGCGGCCACCGGGAAGCGGGCGGGAGGCCGGGCUGGCAGCUGGCAGCCGCCGAGCCGCGAAGCGACAUGGUGCUGCUCAAGGAGUAUCGGGUCAUCCUGCCUGUGUCUGUAGAUGAGUAUCAAGUGGGGCAGCUGUAUUCUGUGGCUGAAGCCAGUAAAAAUGAAACUGGUGGUGGGGAAGGUGUGGAGGUCCUGGUGAACGAGCCCUACGAGAAGGACGAUGGCGAGAAAGGCCAAUACACACACAAGAUCUACCACUUACAGAGCAAAGUACCCACGUUUGUUCGAAUGCUGGCCCCAGAAGGCGCCCUGAAUAUACAUGAGAAAGCCUGGAAUGCCUACCCUUACUGCAGAACCGUUAUUACAAAUGAGUACAUGAAAGAAGACUUUCUGAUUAAAAUUGAAACCUGGCACAAGCCAGAUCUUGGCACCCAGGAGAAUGUGCAUAAACUGGAGCCUGAGGCAUGGAAACAUGUGGAAGCUAUUUAUAUAGACAUCGCUGAUCGAAGCCAAGUACUUAGCAAGGAUUACAAGGCAGAGGAAGACCCAGCAAAAUUUAAAUCUAUCAAAACAGGACGAGGACCAUUGGGCCCAAAUUGGAAGCAAGAACUUGUCAAUCAGAAAGACUGCCCAUAUAUGUGUGCAUACAAACUGGUUACUGUCAAGUUCAAGUGGUGGGGCUUGCAGAACAAAGUGGAAAACUUUAUACAUAAGCAAGAGAAGCGUCUGUUUACAAACUUUCACAGGCAGCUGUUCUGUUGGCUGGAUAAAUGGGUUGAUCUGACUAUGGAUGACAUUCGGAGGAUGGAAGAAGAGACGAAGAGACAGCUAGAUGAGAUGAGACAAAAGGACCCCGUGAAAGGAAUGACAGCAGACGACUAGCGCUACCACCCCUUCUGCACUUUUUGCAAGACAGUGGUCAACAGGAAGGCCCAGCAGCUCCACCCUCCUGAGUGGCAGGCCAUCUUCGGACACAGCCUUUCUGUGCUCAUUCUUCAGGCAACUUUCAAUCCCUUACUAUAGCUAUUUCUAGAUGCCCUUUAACAUUGUGAACAAAUAGACCGUCUGGUAUUAUAAAGCCUGUGUGUGCGGGAGCCUGAUCCUCUAAGAUAUAUGGUGUGCGCUGCUGUAUUUACAGCUCAUCCUCUCUCCAUUGUGCUCUGACCCAUUUCUGUAUGCCCUCCCCCUUUAUUUCCAAGUGACGUUCUCAGUCUUUCAAAUGAGCUGCCUUUUGUGAUGUGAUUAUUUAAGCUCACUUAUUUCAGCCUUGGGAUAAACUGAGCUAUUUUGCUUCUUGGGCAGAUCUUUGGCAAUGUUGAAUAUUCACUUUGGGAGAGAGGAGGAGUUAAAAAUACAGAGACACCUACCCCCAGCUCCUCACGAUAGGAAUGUGGCUUCAGAACCCUGACCUCUGCUCCUAGUAACCUCUUGUUCACGUGCUCUAAGCACCAAGAAGGCACCCAAGGCCCAGCCAGUCUCAGAAAAUUUAGCAAAUAAUAAAUAAGCCCUACUUGAGUCAUUGCAUCUCUGGUUAAUAUUCUUAGAAAUCUUGGCUUCUCAGCCCUCCUGUUGCCCACUCUGUCUGGAUCUCUUUGCAGAGCCUACAAGAACCCACCACUGCCCAGCUGGAGAACUGUCCAGUGUGGCCUGUAGACACCGAUCAGACCCCCAAGGAGCACUGUAUGUCCGUGCUCCUCUUCCCUUUUGGGCUGGUGCUGCCACUCAGCAAUAAUCCUCUCUGCUUUCUUAGACCCCUGUCCUCUUUGAGGCUGGUUAGGAUGCAAGAGUCCUGGUCUUUUCAUGCUGCAUAAAACAAGCAUGCAAAAAGCUUUUAUCCCUAGUAAAAACCUUCCUGUUUCUAAUCACUGGACAGGAAUUUGCAGAUCAAGAACUCAGCUCAUCCUGCCCCAUACUGAGUUCUGUCCUGGACAAUCAAAGGCAAGCAGUGACUGUAGCCUUGAACGCUCACCACAGUAGGCUGGUGAAGCCCGGGUUCCAGGGGAGUAGAAGCUGCAGAGCACUUCCUAGUUUUUCUAGAUUGGCAGAAACUGAGUAGGCCUUUCUGGUGGGAGAGUGUGAUAUAGUUGUGUCACCUGACAUUUCCCAAGCCUUGUUCAGUCAGCCAGCCUAGUGUGUAGUGAUCCAAUAGUAUCCAUGAUACCCAGGGUACCUGUUAGAGACCAAAUCUCUCCUAGGGGAGUGAGAAAUAGGAUGGAUUGUUCUUGUUUUUGUCAGUGUUUGCCUUACUCAUUUCUAAGCGCAAUAAGGCAGUGUCUCAGGGACUGCACCUACGACAUCCUGACUGGAUGCUUCCCUGUAGUCCUCCUGGAGUAAGGCUGGACAGAUUGGGCCCCUCAGCAUGAUUAUCUCUGACCUUCCUUGAGGUUCUUUUGAGACCAGGAGAUGUCUUAUUACAGCUUCCUCUGUAUUAGUCCCCUCACUGUGUGGAGUCUUUAGGAAUACACUUGGGGCAUCUUGGUUGGCGUUUCAGCCGCUAUUAGCUUGGGAAAGUUGGAGAAGAGGCAUUCCUAAUGGAGAAAAACAUAAAUGUUCUCAUGUAAGCUCUGUAUUACCUGUCAGAUCCUAUUCGUGCUUAAAGAUUCUCCUUCUUUGGUAACUAGGUUGAAGUCCAGAUGUGAGUUAUCUUGAGAGAAGCUGAUACUCUAUGCAGAGAGUUUAUAUGGUGUUAGGGUCAAAAGAUGUGUGUCUCCUUCAGCACUUCAUGGGAUCCAUACAUAUCAGUCACAUCGGCCUCAGUCCCAGCCUGCUCUUACCUGCCUUGUGCCCCUGCUGUUGCCCACAUUUGAAAGUAUCCAAAUGAUCCCAAUGAGAAUUUCCUGAGACUAGCCCGGAUUUAGGGCUCCUGCCCACAUAUACACAAAAGGAGGAAUGUCCCUGUCUGUUCCAUCCCCAUGGGUGGUGUUGCUGCUAGGCAAGUGUUGGCUUUUAAGUAUGUAUCCCCAUCCUUUGUCCGCCCCCAAGAGUGACUAGCACUCAGAGGGCUGGUGAUGACCCCGAGUGUGUCAUGCCUCUUCAGACUGACUGCUUCCAUCACAUUUCCAGGGUCUGCUUUACUCCCAGUGGGAGCAGCAGUGUCUCUGCACAAGACCUGCUGAGCCCCAGCCUUCUUGUGGGGAUACUGGGGAGGGACAGGUCAGGGUCAGUGUUGUGGGCAUGUGUGUCCUUCCACAUUCUCCUUUCACAGUCCCUGCUGGACCUCUGACUUUCUUGGGUUGGUUCUUAGUGCUACUUAUUUUACAGACUACACUUUAUAGAACUGAUUAGAUUACCUGUUUAUUUAAUGUGAGUUUGUGCCUUUUUGUCUCAAUCUUCCAAUACAGGUAUAUUGGGGAAAAAAGCAGUCUAAUAAAAUCCUAGACAGAG